AUGGCGGUGGCAAUGUGCACCACUACAGAGUAUCUGAUGACGCCUGAGGAAAGAGACUGCCCCAAGAGCCAUGGUGUUGACUCCUGCUGGCACGUUGCCAUACUGGCGGGGUGUGUUGCUUUCCUUUCUUCAGCGCCACAGUCGGUGUCCGGUUUUUUUUACGUGGGCUUCAUGGAAGAAUUUGGCGUCAACCGCGAAUCUGCUUCGUGGCCCAGCAAUGCAAUGGCGGCACUGGCUCACUUAUCAGGUAUUUUCUUAGCCGUCCUGCAGCACCGCAUAACAUUGUUUCAAAUAUUGUUCGUGGGAGGAGUCCUCUUGUGGACCGGAAUUCUGGCAUCGGCAUUUGUGCCCAACAUGACGUACAUGACAGUCACGUUCGGUAUCAUUCACGGUCUGGGUUACGGGCUCUGCAUAAUGACAUUGAAUGUCCUUCUUAAUAUGUACUUCGACCGGUACAGAGCCUUAACAUCAGGAAUUUACUAUUCCGGAAUGUCCUGUUCUGGUCUGGCCUUUCCAAAGUUCCUCGCCUAUUUGCAACAGAAGUAUGGAUUUCGUGGCACGCUUCUCAUCUACGGGGGAAUCACCAUGCACGUCACGGCAUUCGGUCUCUUGUUGAAAGAACCGCCCUGGAUGUGUCUCAAGCAGUACGCUAAAAAAGAAAGAUAUCCAAUCCUCGAAGGCACCAGGGGGAUCCAAUACCAACUGGCGAACCCGGAUCAGCAUAAAGGCUCUCCAACAAGCGGCAACCAUGAACGCUCGAGAAACCUGCCUUCCCUGUUGUUGCUACUGCGCAAACCUAUGUUUUAUGUGAUCCUCUCGUGUGCCGCGAUCGGGGAUAUGAUAUUCUCCGUGUUCACAUCUACCAUGGUCGACUACGGGUUAGACAAAGGACUGUCGAUUUCAGAUGCAGAGUUCCUGAUUAUCUAUGGAUCCUGUGCUAAUAUUGCCGGGCGACUCCUCGUUCCUCUUUUAGCCGACGCAAAGUGGAUCCAGCGCAGUACUCUGGUGAUGAUUAACAUCGUAAUAGCGAGUGGUUCGAUGAUAUUGAUGUCCUACACCAUUCUGUAUGCACACGUUCUUUUCGUCUGUUUGUGCGUAUAUAUUUCUUUAGGGUUUCUGACUUCCAUGAAGAGCGUCCUGAUGGCGGAUUACCUUGGAAUCGAAUGGAUGUCGACAAGUUACGCUGUCGUGGGAUUGAUCUUGUUGCCUCUGACCAUCAUUACUCCAUCCAUAAUUGGAUUCUUUAGAGACUUCGGAGGAAGCUACGACGGCCUGUACAGGAUGUACGGUGCAAUACUGCUGCUUCUUUUUGGCGCCUUUCUUUUUGUUGUCUGUGUUGAAAGAAGCCGCAACCACGUGUGGACGACAGGACAGAAUGCGCAGGAAGCGACACAGCUCACUUCAGCUGAGCAAACAAGGAAUACCUGA
Molecule: messenger RNA, 1428 nt
Organism: Ixodes scapularis (black-legged tick)
Lineage: Eukaryota; Metazoa; Arthropoda; Arachnida; Ixodida; Ixodidae
Product: monocarboxylate transporter 4-like
Exons: 4
Coding region: 1-1428 (475 amino acids)
Biological process (GO): transmembrane transport
Molecular function (GO): monocarboxylic acid transmembrane transporter activity
Source: RefSeq, a predicted model, not a curated record